UGCCAACCUGCAACAGCACGGACUCGUUACCACCAAGCAGAGCAAUCGUGCCACUACAUUAUCUUGUCCAUGCUGUGAAUAUCAAAACAACAGCAUUCUAGCUCACGACCAGAAGUCCUGUUUCCUUAAAGAGCAUCUGCUGAUAGUUAGCAACCUAGCUGACUAGUAAGCUACCUAGCCGUUAGCGUUUGGUGCUGGACUGAGUUAAAACGUCAUUUGGAGGGUAAAGAGAAGAUAUUAGACGAAGUUACCAACACAAACAACGACACGAAGAUUAAAAUACGUUUCAUUAUGUAUACCUGCGAGUUGAGUUAAGUUAAUGCUCUAUUGAUAGCCUAUACAAUACGAGGUGUAACUGCCACUGGAACAGGGGCGGAAGUGGGCGGUAAGGACACCGUGAUUGACAGGUCCGCCAGCCAGUCACAUCCCAGCAUGGACAGAGGUCUGGAAAUAAACCUGAAAACAAAAACAACAGAUCAGUGGAGCGUCUCUUUUGAAGCACAGAUUUAUUUAACAGUGUGAGUGAGGUUACAAAAAUCUCAUUAGAAUAGAAGCUGGGUGGACAUCAGACUUCCCUUAGGUUAAGAUUAUGUUUUAAUUGAAGUUUGAAAUAUUAAAAAAAUAUAUUGAAACCCGCCCUGUGAAGAUGUUUGUGGUGUUAUUCAAUUCAAUAAUUCUGUAUGAACAACAAAUGUGAUUAUCCGAGUUUGUUGAUCGACAAAUGAACUGAAACGCACACAAUACAACAAUACAUGAAGUUCAGCCUGUGGUGCUACAAAUAUUCCACAAGGUGGCAUCUUUAUACACCAACUCACCUAAAAAUGCAUUAACAUUAGAGAUUUAACAUUAAAUCUGAACUAGGCUAAAUACAUGAAAUAUCUAAAACCUCAAUGACUUUGAUUUGAAGUGACUUGAAGUGAUUUGUAAAUACUCAACUUGUUUAUUCGGCCAUUCAUGUUUCCAUUUUUGCACUGCGUGUAUUUUAAUGUAGCCUGUGUUUAUUGAUAUUUUAGGACUCGUGUAUUUAUUUAUAUUUUCAUAUUUGCACCAUAAUGAAUCUCGCAGUUAUUACAUCGCUGCAUGCAAAAUAUUGGCACAAUAAAAUGUGACUAAAAGCCUCCACACUUAAUUCUUUCAGACCUCGAAAGAACAAACUCUACAAACCAACAAUAUAAAAAGCUUGAGGAUAAAAAGCCCCUGUGAUGAAAUGAAAAGCAAGGCUCCACAUGUGACAGAUACACAGCCAACAGAAAGGCAAUAGAUGAGGACAAUGAGCACUACACUCUGAACACAGCUCUGACUGUGUAAAAAACAUGGGCCUGGAUGGGAGAUGGAUGGAUGUUCAAGGUUCAAGGUCAACUUUAUUAUCCCUGAGGGGCAAUUUGCUUUACAGCCAGCACUGAUUAGAAAACAACUGAAAUACUCACAAUUAACUCUAAAAUACAUUCAUCAAGGGGGGAGGAUUUACAUGAUGCUGUUAUAAGGAGACCAGAGUAGCUGUAGAACGAUCUGAUGAAAAUGGAUGAAUAGCCUACUUGAAAUAUAGCCAAUUCAUUUUCCUCAGUAACUUAUAGUUUAAUUAUUUAUUCAGGCUAACUCGGCUAAACAUUGUUGUAGUUUUAAAAAAUAUAUAUAUUUAAGACGUCAUUCCUACCCUUAUAUAAACUACGUGGGAAACAAAUACUUUAUUUUCUGAGAAGAAAAUAAAUCGUCGAGUAAUUUCUAACGGUCAAUAGGGUGAUUUUAUUUUGGAAAUGAUGACCGGAAGUCAUUAACAAACUGAAUUAGUCCUCGUGUCUGCCUGCUCAGCUGCCUCCUCCUCUCCUCUGUGGGUUUUUUUUGGAGGAGUUUCAGUUUUCAGGAUGGAGGAGAGGAACCAGUCGGAUCUCGUCAGUGCGCUGUGAGCUGCAGAACUAAAAACCUCUUAACGCAUCUGUGGAGUUUGUGUGAUCUUUUUUUUGGGGGGCUGAAAAGUCUGUAACCUACAGUGAUAUUCUUUGAAAUUGUUUGAAUCUGUGAAAAUGAGUAGAGACGGAGACAAGAGCGCAAAGACUUCUCUCCGUAGCCAAAAACAACCCCGGACGCAGCAGCAGGUUUCUGUCCAGAAGAAGAAGAAGGAUGAACUCUCCAAAGACUCACAGUCAGGGAACGACAUUGGAAAGGAGAUUAAAUCAGCGGGAUCGCUGGGGAAACGAGCAGGGAAAGUGUCGACAGGUGCCACGGUGGAUGGUCAGCAGAGCCCUGCUGCGCAGAGGAAACUCUCCGACGCCAGUAACGCUUCAGAGGACCUUAGCAAAGACUCCGGCUGCUUGUCCGGGAAACUCUCCUCCUCCGACAGCAGCUCAGAGAUCUCAGACUGCACCUCCGAGGGCAACAAGCAGGAAUCUCCGCGCUGCAACAACGAAUUAAGCUGGGUAGACGGGAGAGCUUAUGUGAGGCCGGACAGCGAGAACACAGGAGACGCAAACCCGUGCGUAAAGGCAGCAGGAGAUCCGUGCGCCCUCCAGCCGCAUGCUGGAGGAGGACUCGGUUUGUUUGACUCCUCAGGGACAUUUCUGGAGCUCAUGAUGGGAGAGACAACCGAUGAUCUUGUCCGGGAGGUGGACGAUUUGAGAUCAGAGAACGAGUAUUUAAAAGAUGAGGUGGAGGAGCUCCGCUGUGAGAUGCUGGAAAUCCGCGACAUGUUCCAGGAGGAGGAGGUGUACCAGCUGCAGGAGCUGAGGCUGCAGCUCGAGCAGGCCAACAAGACCUGUCGCAUCCUGCAGUACCGCCUCCGCAAGGCCGAGCGCCGCAGCAUCCGGGUAGCUCAGACCGGUCAGGUGGACGGGGAACUGGUCAGGAGCCUGGAGCAUGAUAUUAAGGUUGCAAAGAGCGUCUCUCUGCGGCUGUACAAUGAGCUGGACGCCGUGCAGAAGAAGAACUCUCAGCUGGAGUGGGAAAACGAGGCGCUGCGGGAGAAGACACAGGAACUAGAAGUGGCCAAACAGGUGUUACAGGCCGAGGUGGAGAAAGCCAGAGAGGGCACUCUGAAAAAGAAGAGCAUCCGCUCAGCGGUCAGCAGGGCUGAGAAAAGGCUCUCUCAACAGAUUGAGCCGGAUGACAGCGCUGAUCUCAGGUGCCAACUCCACUUUGCCAAAGAGGAAUUAGCUCUCAUGUGCAAGAAGCUCACCAAGCUGGUAUCAGAGAGUGAGGCAAUGCGGGAGGAGCUGGCCAAAUACCGCUCAGCCUUCGGUGACGUAGAUGCCAACGCGUUGCCCGAAGGUAAACGACACUCGGCCCGUGCCUGGGAGGCCGAAGUCAAAGUUCACCUGAAACUGGUGGAAGAGGAGGCGACACUCCUGAGCCGGCGGAUUGUUGAACUUGAGGUGGAGAACCGGGGACUGCGAGCUGAAAUGUGUGACCUGAGAGAGAAAAUAGUAAAAGCAGGAGGAGGUGGCGAAGAGGAAGAAGAAGAGAACCGGGAUGUGGGGGAGGAAAACAUGUCAGCUUCCACACAGGCGAAAAACAGAGAAGGAAGGGAUCAAAGUUUGAAAAAAGGAUGCAAAACGUACGAGAAGGAUGCUGAGAAAAGUAAAAGUGACGAGAAAUCUUUGCGUGGUAACAAAUCACAGACUGAAAGGAUGACGGCUGCUUGUCACAUAACCCGAGAAGGUCCUGUGGGUGGUGAGUGGGACCCUUCAGACACUCCUGAUAUUGAAAACAAGAAACUUGACGGAGAUCUCAAAGGUAUGACGGUAAAUGACUUUGAAACUCUUCUGGCUCUCAGAGAUCAUUCCUGCAUUUUGAGUUCGGCCAUCCAGCUCCUGAUGCCACCAACUAAAAAUGGCCACUCCUCAUCGCCUUCAAGUGCGUUUAGCUCUCCAACAGAGAUGGACUUGACCGGCAAAGCUCAGAAUAUGUUCUACCCGGGGCCUUUGAACGAGGCUUUGGAGCUUCUACAGGCCAUGCUGAUGGGAUUCAUAGGGAGACUGGAGAUGCUUCUUACAGGAGAAGAUUCAGGGAAACUCUCUGUUCACAAGGAGAGACAAGCUUUGGAAUCCAACUCCUUCUCCUUUCUUUCUGGAGAAAGCCGAGAUUGUGACGCGGAUGCAAUGAGUAAGCAGGCGUGGGUUGACGAUCUACGCACCACAGAGGUUAAAGAGCGAGACAAUCAAACGGGACCGGCAUCUUCCCUCCAGUCAGACCUCAGCUGCAGGGACCCAAAAAUGCGCCUUUCGUUGCAGAUUCUGUGGAUCGUCCAUCAGUGGUGUCAAGUCAAAGGUCCUGGAAUCGAGGGAAAAGAGGGUAAAGACAAAAGCAUGUCUGUGCUGCGGGGAUUGUUGCAGGACCUCAGCACAGAGCUCCAGGAUGAUCCAACAGACUUUGGCAGUCAGGCCAAGGCCACUCAAGGCAAGACAGCUGAGAAGACCAUCAGCAAUAUCUUUCAUGAUAAACAACACUCUGAGGCUGACAGGACUUACAGCUCGACAUGGAGGAGGAGACAGUUUCCUCCACUCAGCUGUAGGAAGAAGAACUGGUGCUAUGUGUGCCAGGAGGCCGCCCAUCUGGACCGAGAGGACCCGGUUAAGACGUGGGACCAUCUAAUCAUGCCGCUCAGCUUCCCUGAUCUCGACUUUGAGCAGAUGUCCCUGGAGAGGAGCCACACUGCCCCAGAAAAGUCGGCCUUCAGAAUCUACUACAGCCCCCCGUCGGCUCGCAGGGUCCAGCUGGCUCAGCAGAAGCAAAGCCCGGUCACAGACGGAGAGUCUUUCAACUCAGCCUCUCCCUGGUGCACGCCGCUAACCUCCUUCUCCCAGCUGUGCCUGGGCUCGGCUAAUAACUUGAGUGACGACAUGAAGGAGAUGACGGCGAGCUGGAAGCAGGCGGUGCAGAGCAGCUCACAGGAGGUGAGAGGGAGACUACAGGGGCGCAGGCAGGAGGGGGCCUGCUCGUGCUCUCAGACCCACAUGAAGCCUCAGAUGGUCAGCGUGGGGCUGCAGACAGACAGGACACACGGGUUAGCUACUUCAAGAAGCAGUCCAUCCAGAGUCCUCAGCCCCUCCCUGCUCUCCACCCGCUCUCACCACAUCUCCAAGUCACUAGAUGGGUCACCAAGCAGAGGGGAGCGGUCCAGAACCUCGGCCUCCUCACCCAAGCUGUACAGGAGACACUCUGCGUCCAGUGUAUCCUCUCCGUCCUCAUCCACAAACUAUAGCUCCUCCUCCUCCUCCUCAACUCAGUCUACCUCAAGAGACAGAGCACUUUGGAACAUGACUCAUCAAAGCCAGACCGGCCUCUCAUGGUCCCGACAGAGCAGCCUCAGAGGUCAGAGCCAGAUCUCUGUCGGCAGCACCAAGCCUCCCAGCAAAUCCGCAGGAGCGAACCGUUACGGCAUGGUCACAGAGUUCUUGCGUCGGGUGAGCGGCCGGGUGGACAAACCGGCUCCGGGGUCCGCGCAGAAGACAAAGAGCGGGCCGAAGAACCUGGAACGUGUUCCAGCGAGACCCCCUGCCGCUCCGCUGCACAGGAACGACAGCGUGACCAGGAUCGUCAACCAGAGGUUCAUGAAGCAGAGGGAGGAGAAGGGGGGCGGUCUGGGCCCGAGUGUCCGACACAGCCAGAGUAGCUCCGCCUCAGAGGACAGAAACGACGACUGCAGCUCCGGCAGCACUUUGACCUUCUGCUUUGCUCGUCCAUCUCGCUCCGUCCAGAGACAAACAUCAAACCAGAGCAAACUCCCCCAUCACAAAUACUCACCUCCAGCGAGUGUGGCUGGAGACUCCACCUGUGAGUGAGCGGGCGGCGAAUCAGCAGCCACAAUGAUCCUUUCAUGACAGCUGAGAGAGCGGCCAGAGGAGGAAUUUAAAAUCUAAUCUUCAAAUGUUAACACUGCUGUGAUGCAGGAUGGUUGAACUGGGAGAACUGGUGGACUGUUUGUAGGAUUUUUUUUAGGAGAGCUUUAAAACUUGAUGCUUUCUUAUGGUGCAAUUCAAACUCCUCUUUCACAAACUAGCAUUCUCUUAAUUUCUAUCAAACCAAAUCCUAUAUUUACAAUGUUCAAACUUUAUGUAAAACUGAUUAUGCACUUAUAUUGUGAAUUGCAGAUUUUAUAUUAUCUUUGUAGUUUUUUGUAGUGAAU
Molecule: messenger RNA, 6118 nt
Organism: Labrus bergylta (ballan wrasse)
Lineage: Eukaryota; Metazoa; Chordata; Actinopteri; Labriformes; Labridae
Biological process (GO): regulation of autophagy
Source: RefSeq, a predicted model, not a curated record